UCUUACACGCUCACGGCACACAUCAAUUUGAUUUGUGUGUCGUGAGUAGUUGCUACACAGUACACGCACGUCGCACACUCAAAACGACGCCAAACGUCACGGACCGCGGUCGGUCGUUUCUGUACGUUUUAUACUUGUAUAAAAAAAAAUUAAUAUUUUAGUAGUCACCUGCGGUCGGUUAUAGUGACGGGGUGGAUACCUAUCUAUUCUACUGGCUUACCUGGCAUCAACGACGUAUCAGUACAGUGCACUAGUUUGUAUUCAGUCACGAAUGUUCGAUGAUCAUCGUUGUAUAUGACUUGUGAGUAGAUAAAAUACCAAAUAUGACUUUUAAAGGCUGCAUGAAACGGAUUGUUGUAUUAUAGAUCUUUCAAUAUCAAACUACUUUAUUAUAGCUUCAUUGUGCUGUGAAAAAAUACAUAUAUCUCAAUAAUGGCACCAUGCAUGUGUUUUUCAUUUAUGAAACCUGUGAUGAUAUUCUUGUUAAUUUGUGUUUUCGCGACAUGCUGCAUAACAUCAAGUUUCUUUGCAAUAAUAAUAUUUCUUGUAUUCAUAGUUAUACCAAUUGUUUUUCGAUAUUCACCAUCACUUCAAAGAGGAAUGAUAUUCCUAAAUUAUGUUCGUAUGCCAUCUACCGUUAAUUAUAGUCAUCCCGAAAAGUAUGGAAUCAGAGGAACUAGAAACUUCCAUAUAAAAACAAAUGACAAUAUGACAUUAGGUGUCUGGCAUGUAUUACCACGUAAUCUGUUGGAUAAAUACGAAGAUGAUAAUUCAACUCAUGAACAACUUUUAAGUCACGGUGAACCAAUUGUGAUUUAUAUGCAUGGCAACUCAGGUACACGGGCAAACGAACAUCGAGUUCAGUUGUACCACGUGCUUCAAGAUAUCAACUGUCAUGUAAUAGCUGUAGAUUAUAGAAGUUAUGCUGAUUCUACGGACGUCGAAGUCAGUGAGCUUGGCGUGGUUACGGAUGCAAUGGAAAUGUUUAGAUGGGUGCAUAAACGUGCUAACGGUACUCCAAUCUUCGGCUGGGGCCAUUCUUUGGGAACUGGAAUCGGAGCACAUGCAUAUUCACUGCUAGAAAAAGAAGGUCUCUAUCCAAAUGGCCUCAUACUAGAAGCUCCAUUUACAAAAAUGAGUGAUGAAAUACGUGAAUAUCCGCUUACUAAGAUUCAUCGGCUAUUACCUUGGUUUGAGUUUUUCAUCAUUGAACCAGUUGAAAAAAAUAACAUCAUUUUUGAUACAGAGAAGAAUUUGAUGAAUACCAAAAUGCCAAUAUUGAUUUUGCAUGCACGUGAUGAUAUUGUAAUACCUUACCAACUAGGUGAAAAGUUGUACACACAUCUAUUGGAAACUAGAAAAAAUGUUACUACUAAAUUAGUGUUGUACGACAAACAUUUUAAGUAUGGGCAUAAGCAAAUAUGUAAAGAUAAAGAAUUAGGAAAUAGAACUCGGAAAUUUAUCAACGAGUCUAUAAACAAUUUACCUCAAUAAAUGUUUAUAUUCUCUUAUCUGCCAUUAAUAUAGACACGUAUAGCGCAUGCAGAUAAUAUGAAUUUUUUUAUUGUAUUUGCUUAGCUCAAUUUUUAUUGUUGUAUGAUUGUAUCUAAAUCAUCUACAAUAAUAUCAUUAUGAAAGUGAUACUACUUUUUAGCACAGUAAUAAUUUAAUAAAAAUUAAUGUUUUUGUAAUUGUGACAAAUAUUCUAUUGGUGUAUUAUUGUGUACCUUUUACAAUUCAUUUUAUACUAUUACAUUG
This is a messenger RNA of Myzus persicae (green peach aphid), 1758 nucleotides long. RefSeq names its product monoacylglycerol lipase ABHD12-like. The record is from RefSeq and is a predicted model, not a curated record. Gene Ontology annotation, cellular component: endoplasmic reticulum membrane. Gene Ontology annotation, molecular function: monoacylglycerol lipase activity; phosphatidylcholine lysophospholipase A1 activity. NCBI's taxonomy places the organism in Eukaryota, Metazoa, Arthropoda, Insecta, Hemiptera, Aphididae. Bases 433 to 1494 code for a protein of 353 amino acids. Gene Ontology annotation, biological process: phosphatidylserine catabolic process; monoacylglycerol catabolic process. The transcript is spliced from 11 exons.